AUGCAGAUACUUUGGAAUGGGGUGCCGAGUGAAGAAUUUCGACCCUCGAGGGGAAUCCGCCAAGGUGACCCCAUUUCGCCUUACCUCUUCGUCCUUUGCAUCGAACGCCUAGCACAUGCCAUUCAAAAUGCGGUGCAUGAAGAGAAGUGGAAGCCAAUAUCCGUGGGACGCGGGAGAGUGCAAAUUCCAUACUUGCUAUUUGCCGAUGAUUUAUUACUUUUCCUCGAAGCCUCGGUUGACCAGGAAGGAAGAACUCUUUUGGAUUUGAUGGGCUUCACUAUGGUCGAGGAUCUUGGGACUUAUCUGGGCGUGCCAAUUAUCCAUGGAAGGACCAAGAACAACACUUACGAGCGGAUUAUCGAGAGAGCGGAGAAGCGGUUAUCGGGCUGGAAAGCGAAUUCAUUAUCUGUGGCGGGCCGUGUGGUGCUGAACCAAUCUGUAGUGAGUUCCCUUCCAUACUUUACAAUGCAAUCUGUUCGACUACCGAAUUCCAUCUGCGAGGGAUUGGAAAGCGAUGUAGGAAAUUUCUCUGGGGAGGCUCGCGGGACAAAUGUAAACUUAGCUUAG
Messenger RNA from Striga hermonthica, 567 nucleotides. The record is from the annotation of a GenBank genome assembly. NCBI's taxonomy places the organism in Eukaryota, Viridiplantae, Streptophyta, Magnoliopsida, Lamiales, Orobanchaceae.